This is a messenger RNA of Eurypyga helias (sunbittern), 483 nucleotides long. RefSeq names its product pterin-4-alpha-carbinolamine dehydratase 2. The annotation marks the transcript as partial. The record is from RefSeq and is a predicted model, not a curated record. NCBI's taxonomy places the organism in Eukaryota, Metazoa, Chordata, Aves, Eurypygiformes, Eurypygidae. The transcript is spliced from 4 exons. Gene Ontology annotation, biological process: tetrahydrobiopterin biosynthetic process. Gene Ontology annotation, molecular function: 4-alpha-hydroxytetrahydrobiopterin dehydratase activity.
CUGGGAUGUGUUGGAGGGACCAACUGGAGACGUGGCCUCCGCAACCUGUUCCUAAGCAAAACGCUGCCCUUGCUGGGCUCCAGGGCCUGCAUCCAACUCGGUGUCUAUAUUUCUAUUAAAGGCCGUAAGAUCAAAUUCCUGUCUCGCAGCGUUGUCCCAGUGAGGCCUCGGAAGUCUUCUCAGUCUCACUGGUUGACGACAGAGGAGAGGAGCCAAGUUUUACUUGAUCUCAAAGCUUCGGGCUGGUCUCAGUUAGACGAAAGAGAUGCCAUCUACAAAGAGUUCAAUUUCAAAAAUUUUAAUCAGGCUUUUGGAUUUAUGACGCGUGUUGCUCUACAGGCAGAGAAGAUGAACCACCACCCGGAAUGGUUUAACGUCUACAACAAGGUUCAGAUAACUCUGAUUUCCCACGACUGCGGAGGGCUGACCAAGAGGGACGUGAAGCUGGCUCAGUUUAUCGACAAAGCUGCUGCCUCAGUGUAA